UUGGUAUGAGCGCAAGUUACUCGAUUGCUUUCCCCUCCAAGGCUCCAACGGACCACAUCUUCUAUUAAUCACCCGCGAAAACAGCAGGGAUUGCCAAAAUCUCCUGCCUUCACCCAAACUCCUCGCCCCAAUCACCGCGCUAAAAGUCCUCGAGCGGCCGCCGACGAGCCAUUUCGACUCGCCCUAUCGGCCGCCAACUUCACCGACGGUAAAAAGCGGCGGCCGCCGGUCGAGCCACGAAUAUCUCGCUGCAUUCCGCCGCUCCUGGAUGGCUGGAUCGACGGGGUUCCGGAUCCAUGUCGGGCGACCACGCCUCCGGAUACUGUGGCCUCCUUCGGGCUCCUCGCUUCCUCGGGGGUCCCCGUCCGGUAGAGCCCUUCCUGCCCAGAACCCUGUGUGCGGAAGGAUGGGGUCAGUGCGGGACGCUGUGGAGAUCAGCUCCGACGAGGAGGACCCUCGUCCCGCCCCCGUGGCAAGGAAGUUGCCUUGCGGUGAUGCUGUGGUGAAGAAGGGCGAGUCGGAUGGCGCCGGUGCUGCCACGGAUGACGACGACUGCGUGGUUCUAGACGGCGACCCUGAUGGGGCGGUGGCCGUUGUGGAACAGAAGGGGGCUGCGGGGAACGAUGGCAGCUCAGAUGAACUGCAGAUAGUUGCAGAUAAAGGCCAGGUCAUUUACGAUGACAAAACGGGCCAGAGCCGUGGAUUUGGGUAUGUUACCAUGAGUACUGUUGAGGAGGCUGAGAAGGCUGUUAGAACGUACCAUGGAUAUGUGAUAUAUGGCAGUGUCAGACCUCUGACGGUAUAUAUCACAGCUCCCCGUCAAUCUGGGUGUCCAUUCGAAAUCUUCGUGUGCAAUCUGCCGUGGCAAGUGGACGACUCGUGGUUGGAGAAGCUAUUCAGCAUGCACGGCGAAGUAGUUGAUGCUAGAGUAGUUUACUAUGAGUACAGAGGAGGGACCAGGCGUUCCAGGGGAUUUGGUUUUGUCGCAAUGGCGACAGAGGAGCAAUCCUACUGUGCGAUCAAUUCUCUCAACAAGCAGGUCAGUGUAACAAUUGGUCGGUUUCAGUGUCAGCUCAAAAAAUAUCUGGUUUUCACUUUGAAUCUCUGCUGGAGGGACAUACCCUGCGAGUGAAGGUUUCAAGGGCGAAGACGCAACAAGGCUAUUGAAGAUAUAUGUAGCAUGGUUGAUACUGCUCAAGGCCGCCUCCGAAAUGCAUGAACUGGAAACCACGGUUUAGAGAAAAUACAGGAACUAUAGUGCCAUGCCUUGUGCAAUGAUAUAGGAAAGUGAACUACGUACAUGAAUUUUCCAUAUUGUCCAUCUAGGAAGUUUUAUAAGAACUCCGUAGGUGUUUGGACAGAGAAGUGCCCAAGAGACCCGAGAAAACUUCCAUGAGAUGGAGGCCUCAUGUUUCUUCUCUGAAACUCAUUUUAAUUAGACCAUUUCAUUUCAUAGGAAAAUGUCAUAUCAAUCCUGAAGUGCGAUUUCUUCAAUUGAAAGUUGAAUGCCAUUGUUGCAAAGGUAAAAAAGAAAUUCACAGGUUUCAAA
Molecule: messenger RNA, 1549 nt
Organism: Hordeum vulgare subsp. vulgare (domesticated barley)
Lineage: Eukaryota; Viridiplantae; Streptophyta; Magnoliopsida; Poales; Poaceae
Product: 28 kDa ribonucleoprotein, chloroplastic-like
Exons: 3
Coding region: 269-1132 (287 amino acids)
Cellular component (GO): cytosol
Molecular function (GO): mRNA binding
Source: RefSeq, a predicted model, not a curated record